Messenger RNA from Echinostoma caproni, 837 nucleotides. NCBI's taxonomy places the organism in Eukaryota, Metazoa, Platyhelminthes, Trematoda, Plagiorchiida, Echinostomatidae. The record is from the annotation of a GenBank genome assembly.
UACCUGAAACGACUGUUACUGGUUCACGGGCACUGGUCCCAGUAUCGCCUAACACACACCAUGCUGUUUUUCUACAACAAAUGCACUCUUUUCCUCACCGUCCAAUUGUGGACUAUUAUUUCAGCGGGAUUCUCAGCGAUCACGUGGUACGACACGUUGUACUUUGUGAUCUACAAUCUCACAAUGACAUCAGUGGUUUACACUGUAUAUGGAUUUUUUGAGAAACAUUUGACCGAUACCGAGCUCCUGGAUCAUCCAUGGUUGUACGGCAAAAUUGCUGGACAUCGGAAUCUUCGACCGAUAAAAGUGGUCCUCUACCUGUUGGACGGGUUCUGGCAAGGUACGGUCAUUUUCACGCUCACCUACUACGUGUUCAGCGGUGGCGAGUUCUACGCACCGGCCAAAUACUUCCAGCAAGUGGACCGACACUUGCAGGAGUUCGACUUCAACAUGAUCGGUGCCGCCUCCUAUCUGGUCAUUGUGAUCUGUGCCAAUCUACGUAUCACCAUCUACGUUCGCGACUUUAAUGUGUUCUAUCUGGUUGCCUUAUUGUGCACAGUCAUCCUGAACGUGAUUGUGUUAAUUCUCUUUCAGACCUUUGCAAAACCGACCGGAUAUCAUGCAGCAAUAUACAAGAAUCUGGUUUCAAGUCCAACCUUCUGGUUCAGUAUACCGGUAAUCGUUUUCUUGGCCGAAUUACCGGCCCUAUUAUGGCGAAUAGCAUCAGACUAUUGGUGGCGAAAACAACUUGUCAAGGAUGGACAAUCACGUGAGCUUGUCGUGACCGAUUACUUGAGCACUCAGGAAAUCCACAGUCUACAGAUGGUGACAUUUUGA